Messenger RNA from Biomphalaria glabrata, 6384 nucleotides. RefSeq lists its product as uncharacterized. The record is from RefSeq and is a predicted model, not a curated record. Lineage: Eukaryota; Metazoa; Mollusca; Gastropoda; Planorbidae. Bases 215 to 5947 code for a protein of 1910 amino acids. Gene Ontology annotation, cellular component: plasma membrane. The transcript has 42 exons.
GUGCCCAAGCGUUGAAGUCCAGAAUGCUCAAGUGACCUACACAGACCAGUCCCGGGAAAAUGCUAGUCAAUACACUGUGACCUGUUCGCUUGGCUACGUUCUAAAAAUAGGGCAGAACACCCUGACCGCAACGUGUUUCAAUGGAACAUGGGGGAUAUCUGCACCCACUCAAUGCACUGUUAUUGACUGCGGAUAUCCACCACAGACACAAGUGAUGACCAUGAGAUAUGACAACAGUUCCCUGGGGAAUACCAACUAUGGGAAAGAAGUCAUUUACAUUUGCCCCUCGGGUCAAUUCGCUACCAGCAGACUUGACAAGUCCGAGAUAAUUAGAAUGAGAUGCAACGCCACUGCCCAGUGGGAGAUCACACUAGGUACCUACAACACUUCUGGCAAACAGUUUGACUGCUCAACGCCUUACAACUAUCAAGGCUGUUUCAUGAUGAACAACACACUGCCGGAUACCAUCAUGACAGAGAACUUUGGAACCACUGCUAACAACAGAGCUGAGUGUCUGAGCUUCUGCCAUAACAGGAAUUUCAUCUUCUCUGCCCGACAGGGCGCUAAUUGUUACUGUACCAACGAACUCCCAGACAUUAAAGUCGCCAACACAGAGUGCAGCGCUUACUGUCAGGAUACGCUCUCCUUUUGUGGAGAUAACGCGGACUUAUUUUCUGUCUGGAACACAUUAUUUCCAUGUGUAAAGAUCGACCCCAGCCUGACUGCUGCUGGAGCUAUGAACAUGUUCACCCCGGAGACAUGCCAGCAGUAUUGUCGUGGCUUGGAUCACAGGCUGGCCUUCUGGAGAGGAGACAUUCGGACAUGCAAUUGUUUCGCUUCAAUUCCAGCCUACACAGAUUCCAGCUAUUGUUUUUACCCACGAGAAAUCAUUGAUGUAGACGCUGGCAAUCUGUACAUAACAGAACUAUUUUCAAAUGUCAAGUUCAAUACAUGCAGAGACAUUUUCAACGAAGGAAUAUUCUAUAGUGGAGAAUAUUACCUCAUGAACGGAUCCAAGAUAAUCUGUUAUUUCUUGGAUAACUCCACUACUAGAUGUCCAGAGAACUGGAUUGCCCACGACAGCAACUGUUACUUCUUCGUGGACGUUCUGGACAACGUGAACUACCAUCAUUUCAAUUCCUGCCUUGACCAGAGGUCACUACUUGCUACAGUGGGAAACGCCCAAGAAGGAGGCUUCUUGACAGACGCUCUAGCGAAGCUGAAGCAUAUGACCAAAAUUUCAGCGUACAUUGGUCUUUACGACAUUCAGAACACUUUCUCUUACAUGUGGGUGGAUGAAACAGCUGUAGCUUACAGAAAUUUUGCAGAAGACUACCCAAGAUACAUUUCUAAUCGUUGUGUUAUGUAUGAGGAUGGUUUGAUGAAAAAUGUGGAGUGCUAUUCUGCACAGAUCGGAGCGAUUUGUGAAAUGUCGAAAUCCACGUUGGGCUGUGCUUCGGCUAACAUUUCCCAGCUCCAUCUCAAGUCAGUCUCUACAAAGAUGUCUACCCCAUUUUGCUUUGAGACCUGCAGAGCUUCGGGAUUUCAUUUCUCGGCUACACAAAACACUUCCUGCUUUUGCACUAGCGACGACUCACUCUUCACGCUGGUUGGCUGGGAAAACUGUGACGUACCAUGCCCUCGUCACAAGUUUCAAAUCUGUGGAGGGAGUGAAACAGACAAAGUAUUUGUAACUUCAGAUGUUGGUCAGCCUUUCAGAGAAAGCUGUCUCACGAUGAUCUUAGGAUCUCUCUUGUCAAACGUCACAGUCCAAAACCCCAAUGGAUCUUUACAAACUGUAGAUUGUUUGGAGUAUGCUGGAGUGACAUGCCCUGAGUCCUGGAUUGGGAUAGAUGGUCGAUGCUACAGAUUCUUCAUUGAGUCCAUAGAAGACCCGUCACUGAUGUGUGCAUAUAUCGGAGGCUACUUAGCUGUUUACGAAACAGAAGAGGAAGCAGAAAGUGUUCUGGAAAUAAUCCAGAUGACUGCCAUGCUUUACAAUAAAGCUAGGUGGACGUUUGGUUUGUUCCAUCUCAGGGGGACAACCUCCUACCUGCGUUACACCAAUGGGGCUUUUGUCAAUGAAUCUCUUAGGACCAGAUAUGAUGAGGAUGACUUCCAGUGCUAUGCACACACCAGCUUCAAUGCCAGCGACAUAAUCGGUGUUGACUGUGGCAAAUACGCUUAUAUAUGUGAAAAAGGACCUGAUUACCGAGGCUGUUAUCUGUCAGCAGCAUCACAAAACCAAUACUUAAUAGGUUAUAGGGAUCUGACUGUCACACAAUGCCUUGAGACUUGUAAAGGUCUAGGCAAAAUGCUGGCAGGUGUAAGGUAUCAAAAUUCCUGUCACUGUAUAGGAAGUGGAGAAAAUAUUACAAAAACUUUAGAAACAAAUUGUGAACAAAGGUGUGCUCGUCAACAGAACUGUGGAGCUUCUCUCUUUGACUAUAUGACAGUGUAUGCCAUAGAUUACAGCAAAAAUGCUUCAUCCUGUGAGGACUUGUUUAACCAAGGAGUUCUAUUGUCUGGACUGUACUCUCUUGCUAAUGGAGUUAGAACAUGGUGUGGAAUGAAAAAUUCAUCAUAUCUGGCAAAACAGAUAGAAUUUUGGACUUUCAAUGGGAGUGGAGAAGUUAAUUUUACUAAUCUCUCCUGGCAUAGAGUGGGUAUAGAUAAUGUCACUCUUGCUAUAGAAGUUAUGAAUUCAUCACGAUCAAAUCAAUUAUAUCAACGCUGUACAGGUGUCUUCCUGCCUGCUAGCAUUACGGCAACUCUGAAAACUAUUGAGACUCAACUACUUGUUGGUGAUGUAUUAAAAUGGUCCCUAGACACACCUGUGAGUAGUCCAUCCUAUGUAGGACUCAUUGAUCAGUUUUACAUGGGCAUGUACACAUGGUCCGAUGGCAGUCUGUUCAGAUUAUCCCAAAUAAAGUGGACUGAGUUUCCUCAAGAAAUAUUUGAAAAUUCAACUUUGGCUACCUAUAUGCAGUAUACAGUUGGCAAUCAAUUUCUACCUGUCAAUAGCACUGAAACAUUUCAUGCUGUCUGUCAGAGGGAUGCUUCAUAUAAAGGUUGUCUGCAAAUGACCAGCAUGCUGCCAUCUAGUUGGUAUGCUGUUAAGAGUUACAACUCCAUGUCACUUACUGUAUGUCGUCAGAUCUGCCAAGUCAAUGCAACAAAUCAUGCUCUGAUUUCUGCCAAAGAUUGUAUUUGUUAUGACCCUGUUGGAGUUAACUUUAAUUUGAUGACAUUUUUCAACACUUCAACAAGUGCUCAAUGCGACCUCCCUUGCCCAGGAAAUGAACUUCAGAAAUGUGGGGGCACUAAUAAUUUUAGACAAUACACAAUUGACCAGGAUGUGGCUGAAUCUUGUGAAGAUCUGUACAAUAAUUUUGUGCAUCUUCCAAAUACUUACCUGAUCAAUGGCUCAGAACAGUUUUGUGGCAUUGAUGAUCUGUCUUCGUCUUGCCCACUUGGCUUCAUUGCAAAACAAAACAAAUGUUACAGAUUUUAUAGACAACAGACUCUUAAUGUUCAGUCAGCUGCACAGACAUGUCUAUCUCAAGGAGGAUAUCUUGCAGCUCCAAGUAAUGUGGAGGAGUUGGAUGUAUUAACACAUACUAUUCAGAAUAUCUCAACACUGAGGACAGCAGAGCUUUGGUUGGUUGGUUAUUACAGCCCCUUUGCUAAUGGUCUUUAUGUCACAUCUCAAGGACACAUGCUCUCUGUUGAUGAUCCAUUGACAUCUAAUAUCAAAACCGUUACUUCAGCCAAGAUGACUGUAGCACUCAAUAUCACUUCAGGACAUCUGGUCACAGUGCCCUUCACCACAGCACUUCCUUUUGUAUGUCAGUUACAAGAAGAAAUUUCAGGAUGUUCUCAAGUUGCCCAAUCAGAUAUCUUGUCCUCAUUCCAAUUGACCAGUGGCAUGAGCAUUCAACAAUGUCUUGCAUACUGCAGGGGGUUUACAAAACGGUUUGAUGCAUAUUCUCUUCUUCAAGAAACUGUUUGUUCUUGCAUGAAAGCUGACACUCAAUUGAACCUAACGCAAGCCACAUGCAAGAAAGCAUGUAGUGGGAACUUCAUGCAGCAGUGUGGCUCAACUCUGGACAAAGUGUAUUCUGUUUACAAGCUUGCGAAAUAUAGUUCUCAACACUUACAGUAUAGCUGCAAUGAUCUUCUGUCAUAUGGUGUAGUACUUCCAGCGACUUAUUUUGUGGACACUCUAGAAUACAUUACUUGCUUCAAGUUCAGUUAUAAGAGUAUACUAAUCCUGAAUUCUCCUUCCACUACAACAUCAUCAAAAGCCAUAAUGAGAUUAUUAGCAUUAAAUUAUCAAGUGACAAGUCCAACUAAUUUCUUUUUCCAGUUUCAACUGAACCAAUUUUAUGUAAUUGAAGGUUUUGUGCUAUAUGGAAGCAUGAAGCAGAUUUCAAUUACUACUUCCCUUGACAACCUUUUCUAUGAGUCUCACCCAGACAACAUAAUUUCAGUAAACACUACUACUUUGAGGCCUUUCUGGAUCACUCUGUCACAGCCUGUUGUUGCUAAGUGGGUUAAAAUAAAAUUUGAAUCUUGGUCAGGAAAUAGUCCAAAUGGAAGUGCAGAGCUUGUGGGAUAUCUUUAUUCUGUACAUAACUUCACUUACCAUUAUAGAGGAUGUCAUAAGAACUUCACCAUAGAGAACCAAUAUUCUCCAGUCAGUACAUCUUAUGACAGUUGUCGGCAGCAGUGCAAGGAGAAUGGCCUUCCUUACAUGAUACUGAAGUCACCAGAUAUGUGCAAGUGUGCAGGGGCCCAGGCUGCUAGAGACUUUUAUGGUAAUGACACACAGACCUGUUCAGACUUGUGUUUUGGUGGCAAUGCAUGCUCUAAUGAUGAUUAUACUCAAGCCUUAUACUUGACAACAGAUGUCAGCUGCCCUUUACUGAAUAUCAGCAACUCCAAAAUGUCUAUUAGUGCAAAUAUGAAUGCUAAUGCUACAGGCAUCACUCCAUUGCUGAGUCAGGUCACAUACACUUGCCUGAUUGGCCAUGAAAUCAACAGCACAAUGACCUCAAUAAACAGCACUUGCUCCAACUUUGAAAAAUGGAUUCCUAGCCUAACCAAUAUCACUUGUCAAAAGAAAAGUUGUGGCAUGUUUCCAAUUGUGUCUAAUGCACAAUUAAUUACACAGGACAAUCUGACAACAUUAUUUGGUCAAAUUAUACAAUACAGUUGUGUCCAGGAGGGCUAUAGAUUUAAUGCAACAGCUCAACUGUGGAACAUGACAUGUGAUGAUAUGAAACUGUGGACACCUGCACCUUUACCAUGUCUACCUGUGACUUGCUUGGGCCAGCCUACAGUGGAUAAUGCUUCUCCCAAUGAUAGCGCAGCAGUCUUUCUAUACAACUCAGCCAUCUCUUACACUUGUCAUGACGGGUGUUACUUCUCUUCAGACAACAGCACCACCAAAACAGUUCAGUGUUUGAUAACUGGCCAGUGGAGUCCAAUAGAGCCAGCUUGUCAGAGGUUACAUUGUUCUGCAAUGCCACCGCAUAUGCCUUCCUCUUCAAUCAUACUGACCAAUCAGAGCACAGUAGCUUUUUACAAAUGUGUAAAUGACACUUAUUACACGGACCUAUCAGACCUUCUUGAGACCAAGUGUGACAAUGUCACUUUCUUAUGGAGUGAAAUUGGAGACACUUGCAAGAAUAGAGACUAUGAAGAUGCUGACAUUUGGCUUGUUUACGUCAAUUCGUAUCUGAUUGGUCCAGAAGUCAAAGAUAGCUAUUCAAGGAGUCUCAUAGACUGUUCCAUCAAAUGUAUUGAUACCGUCGGAUGCUCUAUGUUCAAUUUUAAUAAGGCCAAUACAAGUCACAGCUGUCGACUUGACACUAGCAACAGAUACAACUUGACCUCAAUGUUCAUUAAAGACUGGGAAAUUUACUUUGUCAACCGGUCUUAAACAUUUUUUUAAAAUAUUGACCAAUAUAAGUAAGCAUCUUAAUUCUUUGGUGUGCAUAGAGAAAUAGGAUUAGGGUUCAGAGCAGAUUUUUAAAAUAAUUGAACUAUGUCAGUAUGUUUAUACUUACAUGCAUUUUGUCUUUGUUGGACAGAGCACUCAAAGGUGGGCGAGACAAAUAGUUCAUCAAACCAGUUCUGGGAUAUAAUCCUUAACUUGUACAACUUAGUGAUGGAGUGCUAGAUUAUGAGACACAGGCAUAUCUCAAAUAUUUUUAAUAUGCUCAAUAUUGUAAUAAGCCUAUUUGAAAUGAGUUGAACUAACAGUGGCAAAGAGGAAUCUCAAUGUUAGACUAUUUAAUGGUAUGUUGAUGUUUAGCAGUGAUGUGCAUGUUAUGUGUUAAUGUUAUUUGUUGCAAUGAGAAUAAACAAGAACAUGAG